AUGGGGCGGCCCGGGGCCCUGCGCCUGGCCCUGCUCGCCGCCGCCUGCCUGGGGCUCUGCGGGCCGCCCGGGGCGCUCGGAGCGUCUUUUUAUGGUGAAAGCUAUGUGGAGCUCAACAACAUUGAAGUUUCCUCCGAGCUAUCUCUUCAAUUAAAAUUUCAAACUAGCAAGUCGCACGGGUUACUUUUCCUUGCAGCUGGGAAACUUGACUAUUGCAUAAUAGAACUUCUAUCAGGAAUCUUACAGGUGAAAGUCAAUUUGGGUACAGCAGAACCAGUGCUUCUUUCUGAGCAAAGCCUCCGGAUGGACGACUUGGUUUGGCAUUUGCUGGAAUUGUCCUGUGUGAAGACUAAGAUUGUCUUGGUUAUUGACAAACAUCAUGAGACAACUGCCCAAGUUCCUGGGGGCAUGAAUAAUUUUACCUUUCACCGUGGCAUCUACAUAGGUGGCCACGGAGGACUGGAUGUGCCUUACCUGGGCAAAAGGAUUCCCAACUUCCGGGGCUGUAUGGAGGACGUGGUCUUUAACCAGAGGGAGAUCCUAGCAUCCCUUAGAUCGUACCCUGGUUUUAAGAAGGUGUAUGAGGUCUCUCUAGGAUGCAACGAUGAGUUUUUUGCUGGGGAGAAUGAAGCCAUCAGUUUUUUUAGCUCUCGAUCCUAUGUCACCUUUCCAGAAUGGGAGGUACAAGGGGAAGGGACGUUGCGAUUCGCCAUGCAAACCGGGAGCCGGCAAGCCUUGCUUUUAUUUCAAUCAGGCCAAGAGGGAGACUUUGUCGCCUUGGAGGUACAUGAAGGUCUGUUGAAGGCUCACAUCGGGAGGGGCGAGACCAGAACUCAGCUUUCUUCUCUUGCCUCAGUGAGCGACAGCGAGUGGCAUGUCAUUCAACUCAGAGUCACAGGAAGGUACCUGGACCUCAUGGUGGACAAGCAAGGGGUCAGGACCUCCCUGCCCGCGCACAGCAAGCUGUUUGUGUCUGAAGGGCCCCUCUUCGUGGGCGGCCUGGAUCGGGGCACGUGGGAGCAAGUGAAGAGGUUAGACCUCGCCUCUCUGGCUGGGAAAGCAGCCCGAGGAGUCUCUUUGAAAGGCUGCUUAGCAGGCCUGCAAGCCAACUCAGGCAAGAAAGCAUUACGGGACGCGCUUGUCUCCAAAGACAUUUCGGCCGGGUGUGAAAUGGACAGUAUCGGUCAUGCAAAUCCUUCCUUAACGGUAGGACACUUGCUCCAGUCCACGCUGUCUCCUUUCACCCCCUCUGGCAAUUCUUCCUCCCUUCAAGGUGAACGUGGCAAUUUUUUGGUUUUGAGUGACUUGGAAGUCCAAGAAGGUGGGCGAGCCUUGCUGGAGCAAAGACACAUGGAACUGAAUAUGCCCCUUAUGGAUUUGGGCGUCGGUUAUUCUCAGAUACUAUUUAAAAUAGAGAAAGUGCCGGCUCAUGGGUCCCUUCAAGUGGGCGCCUCUCCUGAGCAGGAAGCGGAGAAGGUUUUCACCAUGUUAGAUGUGAGGCAGGGCAGAGUAUGGUAUGUCCACGAUGGCUCAGAAGAGCCAACCGAUUGCUUUACGUUUUCGCUCUCCUCUGAUGGCGAGGAGGUGCCGUCGUUGCUACAGGGCCGGGUUCCACGCGCGUUGAACAUUAUCGUCAUCCCAGUGAAUGACGCCCCAUGCCUUAGGCUCCCGGAAGGAAACUUACUUCUCCUGUUUGAGAACUCCAAGAAACGCUUGACCCCAGAUCUGAUACAGGUGUCAGACCCCGACACCGAUUCACCGAGUCUUAGGAUUUCCAUUCUUAGCGACUUCCAUUCCGACGCUGGGUUUUUAGAAAAUGCCAACGACCCCGGGAGACCCAUCAGUGGUUUUCCACAUGAGGAUUUGAGAGACGGCCUCAUCUUCUACGUGCACAGGGGCCAUAGAAACUCACGGAUGGUUCUGAGAGCAAGUGAUGGUGAGCUGGUUAGCAAUACUGUGGUGUUACGUGUCAUGGCUGUUCCUCGGGAUUUUGAAGUGGUCAACAUGACCGGUGUGGCUGCACCACAAGGUGGUACUGUUCUGAUCACACGGAGUAAUUUGUCGGUGGAGGUUAACGGUGAACAACCCGGCACGGACGUUCACUAUGAUAUCACCCGUCCACCUCAGUUUGGUCAGAUUCAGCGUCGGGGAUCAAAUGGACAAUGGCAGCAAGUUAAUACCUUUCCUCAGCGUUCUGUGGACCAGCGUCAGGUCCGCUAUUACAGCACGCUCAAAGAACCGCAGCGAGAAAGCGUCGCAGAUCACUUCCAGUUCAACGUCCGCGUGGCAGGAGCGCUCAGCAGCGAGCUGCUGUUUCCCGUGACUGUGCAGCCGCUGAAAUUUGCACUUCAGAAAAAUGUUCCCCUGCAGAUUAGUGAUGGAAACAAGAAAGUGUUGAGCUCUAGUCAGCUGCAAGCAGCCACAGAGGGCGUGGAAACAGCCGAAGGGGAAAUCUACUUUAAGCUACUGACCUUACCUAAGAAAGGGAGGUUGCGCCUUGGUGAUCAGGUCCUAAGAAAAGGCUCAAUUUUCAGUCAAAAAAACGUCACGGACUCUGUGAUAAUGUAUGAGCCUCACAGGAGGCCAAGGCAAGAUUCUCUGGAUAGUUUCAGGUUUGUGAUUGUUGUAGGACACACAGAGUCGGAAGAUUAUACCUUCAGAGUAAGUCUUCGAGCAGCUGAGACACACAUUAUUUUAACGAACACGGGGGUACGUGUGAAAGAAGGAGAAGGGAAACUAAUUACCAGGUCAGAAUUAUUUGUGGAAACCUUGGAUAAUCAGACCUUCCGAUAUAAUGUCACCGACCAUCCUCGACACGGGAAGCUGAUGUUCGUGAGCUCCUUGGGGUCUCUGGAAAGUCACCCCGGCAUCACCACAUUUACAAACCAAGACCUAGCGGGGGGACUGCUCAUGUAUAUUCACGACGACUCUGAGACCCUCGGUGAUGAAUUCUCUGUCGUGGCUACUGCCACAGGACCCGGCCAAGAUGGAGGGGCCCCAGGUCUUGACGGUGAGCCUCUGUCUACAGAAAUCAAAGUCACCAUUUCUGUUGAGUUACAGAAUGACGAGGGGCCAGUGCGUGUGGUGGACAAAAUCUUCCACGUUGUACGGGGCGGCCAGCGCUUACUGACCCUGGAAGAUCUUCGUUACCAUGACCCCGACAUAGACUUUGAUGACGGCCAGUUGCUCUAUACCCGGAGGGGCAUCCCAAAUGGAGAUUUGGUAAAAACCGGUGAUGCCACCCAGAAACUCUACCAGUUCAGGCAAGAGGACAUGAGGGAAGGGCGCGUGCUCUUCAGGCACCAGGGCGCAGACUCUGCCCGAUUCCUGCUGCUCGUCACGGAUGGCAUCCAUUACGUGCCCGCCCUUCUCGAGGUCAGUGUGUCGGAGCCGUACGUCCACAUAGUCAACAACACGGGGCUGCUGGUGCACAGAGGGGAGGACGGUCCCCUCACAACAGCCAACCUGAGCGUCACCACGAACCAAGACGUCAGAACAGACCGAGAUGUUGAGUUCCACAUCGUACAACCCCCAAAGCAUGGCCAAGUCUUGGUCAACAAUUCUGCGUCUCCCUCGUUUUCCCAACGUGACCUGAAGCAGGGUCAUGUGAUUUACAGACACCAUGGCAACGGCAGCUUUGAUGCCUUUAACCUGACAGUGAAAGUUAAAGAUAUAUACUUAGACGUGGCGGUCUGGGUUCACGUGUCCCUGGAGAGUCACCGGCAUCACGUGGAGACUUUGCACAGCAAGACCCUUGUGGUUGACGAAGGAAAACCAGUGAGACUGGAUAGACGAAGGCUCCAGGCCGGGAGUGAAGACAGUCUUCCCCCUGGGGCAGUGUUCGUAGUCCGAACCCCGCCAGCGCACGGCCACUUGCGGACGUCAACGCCCGGGGAAGGCAGCGUGGGCGCGGAGGAGGAGGAGAAGCCCCUCGGGAGGUUCACGCUGCAGGACGUGGACGCUGGCCGCGUCCUGUAUGUGCAGACCGCGCCUGGCCAAGCCGGGGACCGAUUUUCCCUGCACGUGACCAAGGACUCCCAGGUUGUGAGUGGAGUGGAAGUGCUGUUGGAUAUCGUCCCCAGGUGGAUUCCUCUCGAAGUGAAGAAUGUCACAGUUCAGGAAGGUGGCUCUGUGGUGCUGCUGGAAGACGACCUCAAAAUUCCCAGCAGACAUUUUGACGGUCUUGACUGUGAGUUUGUUUUACUCGAGUCCCCAAAGCACGGUCAUGUUGAAAGCUCGACUUUUCCAGGAGCGAAGCUGGUGAAAUUUGCCAGGAAACAGGUGGAAAGCAAGCUGAUUCGCUACGUCCAUGGUGACAGCCAGGAGCUGCUGGACAGUCUCACCAUUGCGGCAAGCUGCCCAGAGCUGGGGAAGCAGAGUCUGCCCCGAACUCUCUCUGUGACCGUUAGAUCUGUCAAUUCCGAAGCGCCCGUCAUAACAGCCAACAGAAUCCUGCAGGUGUGGGCGGGCUCUGCCACUGAGCUCAGCAGGCUCGACCUCUGCGCAGAAGACGGGGACUCUUCCCCGCAAGAGCUGGUCUACUGGGUCACUCCGCCCAGCAACGGACACCUGGCUCUCAAGGCCUUUCCUGGCAGAAGCAUCCAGAACUUCACCCAGGCUCAGAUCAAUGACGGCCAGCUCAUGUUUGUCCACUCUGGAGCGCUGGCAGGGAACUUCAGUUUCCAGGUGACUGACGGCUGGAAUCCCGCACCUCGACAAGUCUUUCGGGUGACGGCUCGAGUUCUGCUCAUUAGCUUGGAAGGAAAGAGAGGCCUGAGCAUCUUUCCAGGUUCCACAAAGCCUCUUUCAUCUCACGACCUGCAAGCUGUGACCAACGAUGACAACCCGGGAAACAGAACAGUCACCUUUACAAUUGUGAGAUCCCCUAGACUCGGGAGGUUGCUGAGAAUAAACCCUGACAACUGCACAGAAGACGCGUCCGUGUUCACCCAGGACCUGGUCAAUGGAGGGCGGAUACUAUACCAGCACGUGGAUCUUGAGAACACAGGAUGGACUGCGGAAGAUUGUUUCACGUUCACAGUGUCCUCGGCACCGGCAGUUCUGGGUCCUGAAGAGUUCUGCGUUACCAUUUCAUAUGAAAUUAACGAGCCUGGCCGCCAGAGCCGUCUGCUUGCAAAUGCAGGAGCUGCUGUCCAGGAAGGAGACAAAGUUCUCAUUGACCAAUCUAAGCUGGAUGCGUCCAACCUCUUAUUUCAGCUGACAGAACCUCAACGCCCUUCGUAUGAAAUCUGGUUCCAGGUUACAUCUCUUCCUCGCCAUGGGACCAUUCUGGUCGGAGAAAGAAAUGUAACCCCAGGCAAACCUAACUUCUCCCAGGACGUAGUUAAUAAAUUCGGAAUCACGUACCUUCAUGAUGACUCCGAGUCACUGGCCGAUCAUUUUACCUUCGUCGUUUGGCCAAACGCAAAGAGCAAGUCGCCUAGCAAGCCGGAGACAGGCUUUCUCGAGGAGAUGUUUAACAUCACCAUCACUCCAGUGAAUGACCAGGCCCCAGAAUUAAAGACAAAAGGGCUCCGGUUGAAAGUCCUGCAGGGCAGUAAGGCAGUGGUGGGACCUGAAAUCCUGAAAGUGGAAGACCUGGACAGUCCUCCAAGUGAAAUCACAUACACAAUCAUCCGCCAGCCUCAGAAUGGGUUUUUGGCAAUGGCCCACGAGCCCCAAACACCUGCUCAGCACUUUACACAGGCGGACGUUGAUAACUGUCGGGUGUGGUUCCUGCAAGACGGAAGCCCGUCCUCGGGGGCAUUCUACUUUAGUGCCACUGAUGGCAAACACCGCCCUCUCUACAAGCUCUUCCGCCUGGACGUCAUUCCCAUCUCCAUCACCCUCGUGAACCUCACAGACUUGCUCAUCCCUCAAGGUGACACAACUGUGCCCAUCACCAACGCUCACCUGUCUGCGGUGACCAGUGGGAACAGCUCCCAGAUCACCUACAGGAUCACGUGGCCCCUCCAACAUGGGCACCUGCUGAUGGAAAACCGGGCGGUCACCAGCUUCGGACAGGAGGACGUAGAUUCAGGAAGGCUCUCUUACCACAUGACAGAUCUCACGGCCUCAGAGGACAGACUGCAAUUGUCGCUGUCUACGUCACACGCCAACCUGACGGGACAGACACUGCGCGUCAGAGUGCAGCCUUUACUGCAGGUGACAUCCGACCUGCGGCUCAGCUACAGCGAGGCCCAUCAGCUGCGAAGGAAGGACCUGGACGCGACGGCGCUUGCCAACGUGACGCAGAGUGACCCCACGUUUGAAGUCACGACGCCCCCGGCCCAUGGGAGACUUGGCCGAAGAGCGGUUGACAGCUGUGGCAUCGAAGAGGUCACUGUGUUCACCCAGAGGGACAUUGAUCAAGGACUCCUGGUGCUGGAGCCACACGCUGUGAAUCUAACAGGCACUGACCCUGUGAGCGACUCCUUCUCCUUCUUGCUCAGGGCAGACCGUGUACAGCCAGCAACGGGCUCUCUCUCCUUCACCAUCAUGCCACCUGACCCGUCACUGCUGCCAGCAUUGACGCCCGGUGUCCCGUUAUCAGCCACUGGCCAGAACCCCGUGACCUCGGUUUUCUCUCGUGGAAAAGCCAUGGCUGCAUCAGGACACACAGCACACGUGGACACUACUCAGACCAGAUGGCUGGGAGAAAAUGCCCGGGGACAGCAGAGGGGCAAAGGGCUCCAUGGGGAUGGCAAGGUCUCCCCCACCAGCGUCGUGUGGCCACAGGCUGCCACCCAAGUCAGCCCCGGUGGACCCUUUGAGCUCAGCGAGAGCAGCGGCUACUCCUUGGCGGUCCUUAUUCCUCUGACAGCUGGGUCCCUCCUGCUGGUCGUGACCGCAGUGGCCUUGUGUGUCUGGCUGCUGGGCUGGAAGAAGGACAAGCCCAGACCUUUGAUCAAGCCCCAGACCAGCCUAGAACCCAGGUCUCCAAGUUGUAGGCCAGAAAGGAGUGUUGCCAUUCCCACAGUCACAGUGACACCCCUUCUAAGAAGCCCCAGCAGCUCCUCUCCCAGCGUUUUUAGGGCCCCACAAUCUGAGCACACGGUCUGUCAGGGGGCUGAACCCUUGGAGCAAUGCGCUCCUUGGGAGGCGUGGGCAAACCUGGACCCCAACAUGGCCAGGCUGUGCAGACAAACCAACCCCGCCCUGAAGCCCAGCCAGUACUGGGUGUAGACGGAGGCCUCUUGCCUCUCACUGGCCAGCUGGUGAGAGUUACAGGUUCACAGACGCUGGAGGGCCGGAGAGAUGGCUUAGCGGAGAAGGCGUUUGUCUGCAAAGCCUAAGGACCCAGGUUCGAUUCUCCAGGUCCCACAGUAAACCAGAUGCACAU
Molecule: messenger RNA, 7342 nt
Organism: Jaculus jaculus (lesser Egyptian jerboa)
Lineage: Eukaryota; Metazoa; Chordata; Mammalia; Rodentia; Dipodidae
Product: chondroitin sulfate proteoglycan 4-like
Exons: 10
Coding region: 1-7185 (2394 amino acids)
Source: RefSeq, a predicted model, not a curated record